Miscanthus lutarioriparius is the source of this 771-nucleotide messenger RNA. NCBI's taxonomy places the organism in Eukaryota, Viridiplantae, Streptophyta, Magnoliopsida, Poales, Poaceae. The record is from the annotation of a GenBank genome assembly.
AUGAAGAACUACCUACAUCUGCAGAUUAAUGACCGCUAUGAGUUUCCUCUUCAACUUGAUCUUGAUAGAGACAAUGGAAAAUAUCUUUCUCCAGAUGCAGAUCGAAGUAUUAGAAACCUCUAUACGCUUCACAGUGUUCUUGUUCAUAGUGGGGGAGUACAUGGUGGUCACUACUAUGCUUUCAUUUGGCCGACACUCUCGGAUCAGUGGUACAAAUUCGAUGAUGAGCGGGUUACAAAAGAAGACACUAAAAAGGCACUUGAAGAGCAGUAUGGGGGUGAGGAAGAGUUGCCUCAAAUAAACCCUGGUUUCAAUAACACACCAUUCAAAUUCACAAAGUAUUCGAACGCCUAUAUGCUUGUCUAUAUACGUGAGAGUGACAAGGAGAAAAUAAUGUGUAAUGUCGAUGAGAAGGAUAUUGCUGAGCAUUUGCGUACUCACAUGAGGACGCAGGACGAUGACCUGCCAGAAUGCCUAAUGCGGCGGACGGAGCUCUGGCGCUUGCUCCUGUCCUCCAAUUCGUUGGCUGGAACCAUCCCGCCGUGGAUUGGGGAGCUCGCGCGGCUCCGAGUUCUGGAACUGUCCGAGAACAGGCUCACCGAUGGCGUGCCACCGGAGCUCCUCCAUUGUAGGGUCCUGGUCCGGAUGGAUCUCAGUGGCAUCUUGCUCCACGGCUGGCUGCCCUCAGGCCUCGCGGAGCUCAAGAACCUGAAAUUUCUCUCGUUGUCCGGCAACAAUUUCAGUGGUGGGAUACCUUCCGGUUUGGGCUAG